Messenger RNA from Iphiclides podalirius (scarce swallowtail), 597 nucleotides. Lineage: Eukaryota; Metazoa; Arthropoda; Insecta; Lepidoptera; Papilionidae. The record is from the annotation of a GenBank genome assembly.
AUGGGCAUGGAGACGCACUGCGGUGAGGAUGGGCAUUUGUCCGAAUAUCUAUAUCGCCCAGAAAUACUCCAAAAACUUGAUUUUAGUAAAAGUCCAGCUACAUUUAAUCCAAUAAUUAGUGCAGCUAAUCCCGGCGCUGAAUGGAUGGUUGUGAGACCUUUGCAACGCGCAGACUACGAUAAAGGUUUUCUACAGUUGCUCAGUCAAUUGACUAGUACUGGGAGUAUCACAAGGAAACAGUUUGAUGAGCGAUUCACCCAGAUGAAAAUAUCCGGCGGUCACUACGUGACGGUGAUCGAGGACAAACGCAGCGCCAAGAUAAUUGCCGCAGCGACCCUGACAGUUGAGCAGAAAUUUAUUCACAACUGUUCCUUGCGUGGCCGUUUAGAAGAUGUAGUGGUUAACGAUACGUACAGAGGGAAACAAUUGGGAAAGCUAAUAGUCGUUACUGUGUCUCUACUGGCUCAAGAGCUAGGCUGCUACAAAAUGUCAUUGGACUGCAAGGACAAACUGAUAAAGUUUUACGAGACCCUCGGAUACAAACUUGAACCUGGCAACUCCAACGCUAUGAAUAUGAGAUUCGAGGAAGACCCCUCC